Magallana angulata is the source of this 701-nucleotide messenger RNA. Its product is annotated as complement C1q tumor necrosis factor-related protein 2-like. Gene Ontology annotation, molecular function: protein binding. The record is from RefSeq and is a predicted model, not a curated record. The transcript has 3 exons. Lineage: Eukaryota; Metazoa; Mollusca; Bivalvia; Ostreida; Ostreidae. Bases 90 to 650 code for a protein of 186 amino acids.
AUGAAAUACCUUUGUAUAUAUAAUGAUUCUUCAAAGUUAUCAUACAGAGUUAUUUACCAGUAGGAACUGAAAGUUGCCGAGCUUACAAGAUGUUGUUGAUAUUUGUGGUACUGAUGAUAACAAUACAGUGUGGAUCAUGUGACAAGGUGUCACCAAAACCAGGUCUGAAAUUAUUCAGAGAGGAUUAUAAAAGCGUGGAGGAGACCUGCCUGGCUGUGGGAUUCGUCAGAAACAACUGUAGAAAUACUACUGAGACGAACCACCGAGCGGUUGCAUUUGAUGUUCGAUUAAAAGAUGAUAAAAGAAAUCUUGCAACAAAAGCUCGGGUUGUGUUCGAAACGGUUGAUCUGAACGAAGGACAGGGAUACAACGUCUCUACCGGAAUUUUCAUAGCCCCUAGCGGCGGGAUCUACGUGUUUGACUGGACCACUCUUACAUUCCUAGGCAAGAUUGCCUACACUUCACUUGUCGUGAAUGACCAGUUUAAAUCAUGGAACUAUUGUCGUGACGUGAAUUCUAAAACCCACCUUCUUUGUAGCAAAAUGACAGUUGUGAAGCUAAAGCAAGGAGAUAAAGUUUGGAUCGGAGUUUUUGGUGGACCAACUAAUCUAAAUAGUCAGUACACGUCAUUCUCUGGCUAUAAACUGUAAUUGAUAAUAAAGAAUUACAAGUCUUUUCUUGGUUAGUCCUUACUGAUAAAU